Molecule: messenger RNA, 4632 nt
Organism: Salmo salar (Atlantic salmon)
Lineage: Eukaryota; Metazoa; Chordata; Actinopteri; Salmoniformes; Salmonidae
Gene: ddc
Product: dopa decarboxylase
Biological process (GO): amino acid metabolic process; carboxylic acid metabolic process; serotonin biosynthetic process
Cellular component (GO): cytoplasm
Molecular function (GO): aromatic-L-amino-acid decarboxylase activity; pyridoxal phosphate binding
Source: RefSeq, a predicted model, not a curated record
UCCCAUUGGCUGGCUGAGGGGGGCCACUGGGCAGAUAAAAGAGCUGUGCUCGUCGCUCCUGCUGUACACCACUCCACUGCUCACUGCUGCUGUGUGUGAAGACUGAAGGAGAGGAGGACCCGACCACGACUGUGCCCGACAACUUGUACAAUGGACGCUGCAGAGUUCCGGAGGAGAGGGAAGGAGAUGGUAGACCUGAUAGCAGAUUACCUGGAGAACAUAGAGCAGAGGCCGGUGUACCCCGAUGUGGAGCCUGGGUACCUGCGGUCCCUCAUCCCUGAGGAGGCCCCUGAGGAGCCCGAAACCUACGAGGACGUAGUCAAAGACAUUGAGAGGGUCAUCAUGCCUGGGGUGACCCACUGGCACAGCCCGUACUUCUAUGCCUACUUCCCCACGGCUAACUCCUUCCCGGCCAUGCUGGCAGACAUGCUGUCUGGAGCUAUUGGUUGCAUCGGAUUCUCCUGGGCUGCCAGCCCGGCGUGUACAGAGCUGGAGACAGUCAUGAUGGACUGGCUGGGGAAGAUGCUCAAGCUGCCAGAGGACUUCAUCGCCGGGACACACGGACAAGGAGGAGGCGUCAUCCAGGGUACGGCCAGUGAGGCGACUCUGGUGGCUCUCCUAGCUGCCCGCUCCAGGGCUGUCAGAAUGAUCCUGGCCAGUGACCCACAGCGUCCAGAGACUGGCAUUACCUCCAAACUGGUGGCCUACUCCUCCGACCAGGCUCAUUGCUCGGUGGAACGAGCAGGUAUGAUUGCCGGAGUGAGGAUGAAGAAGAUUCCGACGGAGCAGUCAGACAAGUAUGCUGUCCAGGGAGAGACCCUCCGGAGAAUGAUACAGGAAGACAAGGCUGCAGGACUUAUCCCCUUCUACUUCUGUGCUACUCUUGGGACCACUCCCUCAUGUGCAUUUGAUCACAUUACUGAACUUGGGCCCAUAUGUAAUGCAGAGAAAAUCUGGAUGCACAUUGAUGCUGCAUAUGCUGGGAGUUCCUUUAUCUGUCCUGAAUUCAGACCCCUGUUGAAUGGCAUUGAGUUUGCAGACUCUUUCAAUUUCAACCCACACAAAUGGCUGUUAGUCAACUUUGACUGCUCUACAAUGUGGGUGAGGAAAAGAUCUGAUCUCAUUGGGGCCUUCAAGAUGGAUCCUCUAUACCUGAAACAUGAUCAUCAAGAGUCAGGGCUGGUCACAGAUUACAGGCACUGGCAGAUUCCACUGGGCCGAAGAUUCCGCUCUCUCAAGAUGUGGUUUGUGUUCCGGAUGUAUGGGCUCAAAGGCCUUCAGGACUACAUCCGUAAGCAUGUGGAGUUGGCCAAAGAGUUUGAGAGCCUGGUUCGCGCUGACCAGCGCUUUGAGAUCAGCGCAGACGUCGUCUUGGGGCUGGUCUGCUUUAGACUAAAGGGCUCCAACGAGGUGAACGAGACCUUGCUGAAGAGGAUCAACAAUGGCAGGAAGAUCCACCUGGUGCCGUGCCAGCUGUCUGGUCAGUUUGUGCUGCGCUUCGCCGUCUGCGCCCGCACCACCGAGUCACGUCACAUCCGUGAGGCCUGGCGACUCAUCACCCAGCUGGCCGAAGAGGUCAUGCAGGAGCUGCCCCACUGACCAUCCACAUUGACUAGACAGGCUGGGUUGGACCAGGAGCUGUAUCAAGCAGUAUUUCAGAGUAAGAGUGCAGGUCUAGGAUCAGGUCCCCCCCUGUCCAUUCAUUAAAAUAUAAAAGGCAAAAUUGAUCCUAGAAACGUAUCUUAGAUCAGCACUCCUACUCUGAGACGCUUGAUGAAUAAGGGCACUAACCCCACCUGACCAUGGCCGGUAUUCAAAAAGUGUCUCAGAGUAGGAGUGUCCAUGUUAUCUUAUUCCUUGUGAAGUAAAAGGCUAAACUGAUCCUAGUUCAGCACUCCUACUCUGAGAUGCUAUAUGAAUACAGGCCUGGAUCUCACUCAGUGGAGGCUGCUGAGGGGAGGACGGCUCAUAAUAAUGGCUGAAAGGGAGCAACUGGAAUGGCAUCAAACCAUGUGUUUGAUACCAUUCCACCGAUUCCGCUCCAGUCAUUACCACGAGCCCAUCCUCCCUAAUUGAGGUGGCACCAACCUCCUGUGAUCUUACUGUGUAUACAUCAUCAGCAUAGUGUAACUGCAGCCCUUUCUCUUUGCUGUGUCAUCCCAUGUGUGUAUUUAUAUGUGUGGUUGUAUGUGAAUCAGUGAAUUUGUGUGGGUGAGUGAAUAAAUUAAAGGUGCGUAUGUGGAUGAAGCAAAUCAUAUCCAGAUGUUAAGGUUUUGCCUGAUAGGUUACUGUAGUGUAGGGUUUUCUGACAACACUCAAGCAUGUGUUCUAUGUAAAACCAGACUGACUUAGUUCUGCUCUGACUCCACACCAGUGUGCUAAAUGAGAGAGGCCAGGCUAGAGACGGGCAUCCCCCCCCCCCUCACCCUCACCCUCACCCUCACCCUCACCUACCCUGCCCUGUCCCUUCUCAACCAACUGUUCAUCCAAAUCACUUUAGAGAAAGGCCAGCAUGCUAAAAAUACAGGCAAGGACUUAGUAUGUGGGGCUUUAUCCUGCCUGAGGUUUAUCCAGGCUGAUCAGUCAGCUGUGUUUACCUGCUCUAGUAGCGUGAUUAGUAGAGAUAUUCAGUACAACAUUAUUUAUCCCCUUAGGAGCAUAUUGAUUAAAACAUUGGGAUAGUAUAGGUCCCUAAAACAAGAUUGCACAUUAUACAUGUUCACAAUUCAGAACAUUUAAGAGUCAGAAAACAUUAUAUGGUUUGGCACAAUUAUACAGUAAGUAGAGAUAUAAACAGUUAGUGUCCCACAAGGUUUGCGCUGUUCACUGUUUUCAUGAAGCCAAAAAAAUAAGUACAAAAAUUAGCAGCAUGUUGAGAUUAUGCCAAAGAGAGAAACAGGUAUCUUAUACCAGACAAACAUUUAACUUAUACCAGAAAAACAGGUAUCUUAUACCAGAGACAGUUAUCUUAUACCAGACAAACAUUUAUCUUAUACCAGAAAAACAGGUAUCUUAUACCAGAGACACAGUUAUCUUAUACCAGAGACACAGUUAUCUUAUACCAGAGACACAGUUAUCUUAUACCAGAGACACAGUUAUCUUAUACCAGAGACACAGUUAUCUUAUACCAGAGACACAGUUAUCUUAUACCAGAGACACAGUUAUCUUAUACCAGAGACACAGGUAUCUUAUACCAGAGACACAGUUAUCUUAUACCAGAGACACAGUUAUCUUAUACCAGAGACACAGUUAUCUUAUACCAGAGACACAGUUAUCUUUAUACCAGACAAACAUUUAUCUUAUACCAGACAAACAUUUAUCUUAUACCAGACAAACAUUUAUCUUAUACCAGAGACACAGGUAUCUUAUACCAGAGACACAGGUAUCUUAUACCAGAGACACAGGUAUCUUAUACCAGAGACACAGUUAUCUUAUACCAGAGACACGGGUAUCUUAUACCAGAGACACGGUUAUCUUAUACCAGAGACACGGGUAUCUUAUACCAGAGACACGGGUAUCUUAUACCAGAGACACGGGUAUCUUAUACCAGAGACACAGUUAUCUUAUACCAGAGACACGGGUAUCUUAUACCAGAGACACGGGUAUCUUAUACCAGAGACACAGUUAUCUUAUACCAGAGACACAGGUAUCUUAUACCAGAGAAAUGGGUAGCUUAUACCAGAGUUGUGGCCAUUCCCAUUUCAAUUCAGUCAAUUCUGAAAGUAAACUAAAAUUCUAAUUCUAAAAUGUACUCAUAGAGAAGCAUUGAGCAAAAACAUUUAAUUCCAUAAUCGACUGAAUUGAAAAGGAAGUGACCCCAACCCUGUUUCAUAAGCAGCUUUGUCCUGAACAUCAUAAUAACCCAUGAGACACAUGAGGAGACAAAUAGGAGCUCUUAUGGGAGCAACAGUUAAAACACUUACAGUAGGCCUUCGCCCUGCAUGAAUAAAAUAUACAGACAACAGUUAGUGUCUCAGUUGAUUUGAAGAGACACAAAAACAAUACGUACCUAGCUUCACUUAAUGCCCUCAGCAGUAGCAGUGAGCCAAGGAGGAAUUGACUUGAGAGGGGUCUCUCCUUAAGAAGGUAAUAUGAAUGUGUUUCAAAUGUGUACUUUACUGUAUGCACAUCAUAUGAUGUUUCUUUUGGGCUGUUGGAUAAACAAACCAGUUGAAUUGGAUUAGACCUUUAAGCUGUGAAUCCCAGCAUGUCAUGGAGUCACUCGAAAUAAAUUAACUAAGUCAUCUUAAGAGAUAAAAUAUCCCUGUCCCUGGUUUGAUUCACAAGUCAAGUGUGCCUUUUGAAUGAGGGAUGGAGGGGUGUGUGUGUGUGUAGAAUAUGUGUAGUGGUCUCUAUUUGUCUCUUUUGUAUCUGUGUUUACUUGAUAUAACCAGCAGUGGGCUGACUGCUUCAGUCUCACACUGGGGGGAAAUUGUAUUGUUAACUUGAUCAUCUUUUACCUGGCGAUAAGGUGGUAGUGCAAUCCUAUGUUUUUUGAAGGAGGAAAACCUUAAGCGUAGCUGUAUUCUUUUAUAUGCUUUGAGUGGCAUUGUGGCUUCCUGCUACUUAUCUGCCUUGUGGCAUCAUUGUACGGUCCUCUUUACACAACAAAAUAAAUGGGUUUGCAAUGUG